CCCAGGAGGAGCCUAUACCUCUUUACGACUGGUUGUUGUGUCAAUCAAACUUCCGCACUCUGACCAAGAUGGCAGCCUCCAGCACUGUGCUUUCUCUCUCUCAAGCCUUGAAACCAUUGGGCCUUUGGGGUGGACGACUGGGAAAUUCAGCAAGAGUGUUCGGUGCUGUGGUCAACUGUCACCGAGGGAAGUCGACGUACACGGGCCCAAUCAUUCCACCCCCUGCAAAGUAUGGCGGUCGACACACUGUGACCCUCAUUCCUGGAGAUGGAAUCGGACCCGAGCUGCUCAACCAUGUGAGGGAACUCUUCAGAUUCAGCUGUGUUCCUGUGGACUUUGAAGUGGUGAAUGUGAACUCUUCUCAGGACGCUGAGGAAAACAUCAGCAAUGCCAUCACUGCCAUCCGUCGCAAUGGAGUGGCUCUUAAGGGAAACAUUGAAACCAACCACACUAUGCCACCAUCCGUUAAAUCUAGGAAUAACCUUCUCCGCACAACUCUGGACCUCUUUGCCAAUGUGAUGCAUUGUCAGUCCCUCCCAGGGGUCCAGACCCGCCACAAGAACAUAGACAUCAUCAUCAUCCGAGAGAACACGGAGGGGGAGUACAGCAGUCUGGAGCACGAGAGUGUGUCUGGUGUGGUGGAGAGUCUGAAGAUCAUUACCAGGUUCAACUCCCUGCGCAUCGCUGAGUACGCCUUCAAACUGGCCCGCGAGAAGGGCCGGCGCAGGGUCACAGCUGUGCACAAAGCCAACAUCAUGAAGCUGGGGGACGGCCUGUUCCUGCAGUGUUGUAAGGAGGUGGCCGCUGGAUAUCCAGACAUCGCCUUUGACAGCAUGAUUGUGGACAACACCACUAUGCAGCUUGUGUCCAAGCCUCAACAGUUUGAUGUAAUGGUAAUGCCCAACCUGUAUGGCAAUGUUGUCAGCAACGUGUGUGCUGGACUAGUGGGUGGUCCUGGUCUGGUGCCGGGGGCCAACUACGGCAACAACUACGCUGUCUUUGAGACCGCCACUAGGAACACAGGCAAGAGCAUUGCUGACAGGAACAUCGCCAACCCCACCGCCAUGCUGCUGGCCAGCUGCCUCAUGCUGGAUCACCUCAAGCUUCAUGAGUAUGCGAGUAUGAUCCGCGGCGCUGUCCUUCAGACCAUGAACGAGACUCGGUUGCACACCCCAGACAUCGGGGGGCAGGGCACCACCUCGGAGGUGGUUCAUUCCAUCAUGAAGAACAUCCAGAGCACUGGGCCCCUUACCACUGAGCUCUAAAUGCUUGGCUCCCUAUGUGUCAACUCCAGGACCAUCACACAGAUCAAACUACUUAAAGAAGACUUUAAUUUUAAUUCAAAUGAAUGCGUUUUCACCCAUGAAUUUCCCUUGUGACUGACCAAGCACCAAAGUGUCUGUGUGUGUGUUUGAGAAAGAGAUUCAGUGCUCUCCAAUAACAGCAUGGUUGGUAAUCAUUUUGUUCAUUUUCUCAAAACACUUUGAAACGUAGUGCUGUGUAGGCAGCAGUCCAUUCUCCAGUUGCCUUUCAGUUUUCAUAUCACAUUCCAAGGUACACUUUUCAUCAGAACAGACCUUACUCAACGUCUCGCCCAAUUCCAUUAUUUUGUAGUUCUUAAUGGUGGUCCAAUUACACCAAGGUUUACAUUGGCUAGCGGAAGUCUAAUCUAGCAGGGCAGCUCCAGUUCACUCUCCACUCCUGGGCUCCUCUUGGCUGUAAAUGUGAACGGCUUGACGCCUGACCUUACCCCCCGGUCCCCUCCUCUCUGCUGCUCAUUCCUCUUCACCUCGCAACCCUUGCUGUGGACAGCGGUGUCGGACUUCGCCUGGUGCCCUGCCACCCUCUGUUCCACUGGCUCUCUCCUGACCUCUCCCCACCAGGGAGACGCCAGGACGUCACGUAAGGUCUUAGGAAAUCAUUUUGUAGGUAUUAAGUGACCUUUUCACCUUUUGAUUUGUUUGCAUGGCCUUAUGUUAUUGGUUUAUUUGCCUACUCCGUUUUGUUUCCGCCACAUUUGUCUGAUUGUUGUACCGUAAAUGUUUUGAUCAUGACUGUUACAAGUACCCUGUUAAAUGAACAGUGCUUACCUUUUAUCAUGGGGGCAAAUAUCAAUGACUGCCAUAAUACCAAACCUGUUUUUAUUUAUUCUUUCAAAAUUGUAUCAAUAAAAUAUUUUAAAAGUAAUCUAAAAGCUAUCCGUUAUCCUAAAGAAGCUAUCUUGUAAUUUAUCUAAUCUAAUACAAGAUUACCGGCUUCCAGAACAUCAAUGUAGCUAAAGCACGCAUGACUGGAAUAACAGAACUGUGCAGAAGUCUAAAUAAAACCUUGGUUCAUCUA
Alosa sapidissima (American shad) is the source of this 2340-nucleotide messenger RNA. It is a transcript of the gene idh3g, whose product is annotated as isocitrate dehydrogenase (NAD(+)) 3 non-catalytic subunit gamma. Gene Ontology annotation, molecular function: oxidoreductase activity, acting on the CH-OH group of donors, NAD or NADP as acceptor; magnesium ion binding; NAD binding. Gene Ontology annotation, cellular component: mitochondrion. The coding region runs from base 69 to 1265 and encodes 398 amino acids. NCBI's taxonomy places the organism in Eukaryota, Metazoa, Chordata, Actinopteri, Clupeiformes, Clupeidae. The record is from RefSeq and is a predicted model, not a curated record. The transcript has 14 exons. Gene Ontology annotation, biological process: isocitrate metabolic process; tricarboxylic acid cycle.